This is a messenger RNA of Corvus hawaiiensis (hawaiian crow), 576 nucleotides long. Its product is annotated as lon protease homolog, mitochondrial-like. Lineage: Eukaryota; Metazoa; Chordata; Aves; Passeriformes; Corvidae. The coding region runs from base 1 to 576 and encodes 191 amino acids. The transcript has 2 exons. The record is from RefSeq and is a predicted model, not a curated record.
AUGGCGGCCGCGCGCUGGUGGCGGCUGUGCGGGCGCUGGCGGCCUGCGGUCCCCGGUCCCGCCCUGGGGCCCGCGCGGCGCCGCCUCUGGGCCCCCGCCGCCGCUGUCCCGGCCCCGCUGGGCUCCGCGCCGCCGCCCCGCGCCGCCUUCAGCGCCGGCCCGCGGUGGCACCAGCGCAGCCCCGGCGGUUUGCCGGGGGGCGACGCGCUGGAAGGCGGCGGCGAGGACGGCGGUGGCGGCGGCGGCGGCGGCGGCGGCGGCGGCGGGGCGGACGGCAGCGGGACCGGGCCGGUCAUAACGGCGUUGACGCCGCUGCUCGUCCCGGAGCAUUUCCCCAACGUCCCGCUGAUCGCCGUGACGCGCAACCCCGUCUUCCCGCGCUUCAUCAAGAUCAUCGAGGUGAGCUGCCCCCGAUCCCUCGGUCCCGGGGCCGGGGCUCGGCUCCGCCGGCCCGGCCUGGGCGGGAGCUUCCGCCGCCGCGAGGUGAAAAAUAAGAAGCUGGUUGAGCUGCUGAGGAGGAAAGUUCGUCUUGCCCAGCCUUAUGCUGGUGUUUUUCUUAAAAAGGAUGACAAGUAA